GAAAUGUCUCAAUAGAGUGCCCACCUGAUUCAAGGCUAUGUGCUGAUGCUCUAAAGUGCAUAGCAAUUGAUUUAUUUUGUGAUGGAGAAUUAAACUGUCCAGAUGGCUCUGAUGAAGACAAUAAAACUUGUGCCACAGCUUGUGAUGGAAGAUUUUUGUUGACUGGAUCUUCUGGAUCCUUCGAGGCUCCCCAUUAUCCCAAGCCUUCUAAUAAUACAAGUCUUGUUUGUCGGUGGAUUAUACGUGUAAACCAAGGACUUUCCAUUCAACUGAACUUUGAUUACUUUAAUACAUAUUAUGCAGAUGUAUUAAAUAUUUAUGAGGGAAUGGGUUCAAGCAAGAUUUUAAGAGCUUCUCUCUGGUCAAAUAAUCCUGGCAUAAUUAGGAUUUUUUCCAAUCAAGUUACUGCCACAUUUCUUAUAGGUUCUGAUGAAAGUGAUUAUAUCGGCUUCAAAGUAACAUACACUACAUUUAACAGCAAAGAGCUUCAUAAUUAUGAGAAAAUCAACUGUAAUUUUGAAGAUGGCUUCUGUUUCUGGAUCCAGGAUCUAAAUGAUGACAAUGAGUGGGAAAGGACUCAGGGAAGCACCUUUCCUCCAUCUACUGGACCAACUUUUGACCACACUUUUGGCAAUGAGUCAGGAUUUUACAUUUCCACCCCAACUGGACCAGGAGGAAGACGAGAAAGAGUAGGACUUUUAACUCUCCCUUUAGAUCCCACUCCCAAUCAAGCCUGCCUUAGUUUCUGGUAUUAUAUGUAUGGUGAAAAUGUUUACAAACUAAGCAUUAAUAUCAGCAGUGACCAAAACAUGGAGAAGACAAUUUUCCAAAAAGAAGGAAAUUAUGGACAAAAUUGGAACUAUGGACAAGUAACAUUAAAUGAAACAGUGGAAUUUAAGAUUGCUUUCUAUGGGUUUAAAAACCAGUUCCUAAGUGAUAUAGCAUUGGAUGACAUUAGCCUAACAUAUGGGAUUUGCAAUGUGAGCCUCUAUCCAGAACCAACUUUAGUCCCAACUCUUCCGCCAGAACUUCCCACGGACUGUGGAGGGCCUCAUGAACUGUGGGAGCCAAAUACAACAUUCACGUCUAUAAACUUCCCAAACAACUACCCUAAUCAGGCUUUCUGUGUUUGGAAUUUAAAUGCACAAAAGGGAAAAAAUAUUCAGCUUCACUUUCAGGAAUUUGACCUGGAAAAUAUUGCAGAUGUAGUUGAAAUCAGAGAUGGUGAAGGAGAUGAUUCCUUGUUCUUAGCUGUGUACACAGGCCCUGGUCCAGUAAAGGACGUGUUCUCAACCACCAACCGAAUGACUGUGCUUUUUAUCACUGAUGAUAUGUUGGCAAAACAGGGAUUUAAAGCAAAUUUCACUACUGGUUAUGGCUUGGGGGUUCCAGAACCCUGCAAGGAAGACAGUUUUCAGUGUAAGAAUGGGGACUGUAUUCCGCUGGUGAAUCUCUGUGAUGGUUUUGCACACUGUAAGGACGGCUCAGAUGAAGCAGAUUGUGUGCGUCUCUUCAAUGGCACGACAGACAGCAGUGGUUUGGUGCAGUUCAGGAUUCAAAGCACAUGGCAUGUAGCCUGUGCCGAGAACUGGACAACCCAGAUCUCAGAUGAUGUGUGUCAGCUGCUGGGACUAGGGACCGGAAACUCAUCCAUGCCAACCUUUUCUACAGGAGGUGGACCGUUUGUAAAAUUAAACACAGCACCUAAUGGCAGCUUAAUAUUAACACCAAGCCAACAGUGCUUAGAGGAUUCACUGAUUCUGCUACAAUGUAACUAUAAAUCAUGUGGGAAAAAACUGGUGACUCGAGAAGUUAGCCCGAAGAUUGUCGGAGGAAAUGACUCCAGAGAAGGAGCCUGGCCUUGGGUCGUUGCUCUGUAUUUCAACGAUCAACAGGUCUGCGGAGCUUCUCUGGUGAGCAGGGGUUGGCUGGUGUCGGCUGCCCACUGCGUAUACGGGAGAAAUUUAGAGCCAUCUAAGUGGAAAGCGGUGCUAGGCCUGCAUAUGGCAUCAAAUCUGACUUCUCCUCAAAUAGAAACUAGAUUGAUUGACCAAAUUGUCAUAAAUCCACACUACAAUAAACGGAGAAAGGACAGUGACAUCGCCAUGAUGCAUCUUGAAUUGAAAGUGAAUUACACAGAUUAUAUACAGCCUAUUUGUUUACCAGAAGAAAAUCAAGUUUUUUCCCCAGGAAAAAUUUGUUCUAUUGCUGGCUGGGGGACACUUGCAUAUCAAGGUUCUACUGCAGACAUACUGCAAGAAGCUGACGUUCCCCUUCUAUCAAAUGAGAAAUGUCAACAACAGAUGCCAGAAUAUAACAUUACGGAAAAUAUGGUGUGUGCAGGCUACGAAGCAGGAGGGGUAGAUUCUUGUCAGGGGGAUUCAGGCGGACCACUCAUGUGCCAAGAAAACAACAGAUGGUUCCUGGCUGGCGUGACAUCAUUUGGAUACCAGUGCGCACUGCCCAAUCGCCCCGGGGUGUACGCCCGGGUCCCAAGGUUCACAGAGUGGAUACAAAGUUUUUUACAUUAGAGUGUUUCCAAGAGCAAAGACGAAAAGCAGCCAGUUUUCCCAUUUCACUUUAAGAAGCAUGGAAAUUGAGAGUUUUUUUUUAAAUCAUUUAUAAAAGUCUUGAUUCUUACCUAAGCCACUGAAAUGCUACAGGAAAAAAAAAAAA
Odocoileus virginianus texanus is the source of this 2676-nucleotide messenger RNA. The record is from RefSeq and is a predicted model, not a curated record. Lineage: Eukaryota; Metazoa; Chordata; Mammalia; Artiodactyla; Cervidae.